Messenger RNA from Vitis riparia (riverbank grape), 1640 nucleotides. RefSeq lists its product as uncharacterized. The record is from RefSeq and is a predicted model, not a curated record. The coding region runs from base 198 to 1286 and encodes 362 amino acids. The transcript has 7 exons. Gene Ontology annotation, molecular function: sulfotransferase activity. NCBI's taxonomy places the organism in Eukaryota, Viridiplantae, Streptophyta, Magnoliopsida, Vitales, Vitaceae.
AAAGAAAAAUGUGAAACUGGCCAGCAACAAGAGGGAAGGCUCGCUUUACAAAGCAUUGUUCCAAAGGAAGACUCCGAGGCUGAGUAUUGCGGAGGGGUAUGAGCUCAGAGAAGUCUGUCUUACUGAGAGUCUGAGCUCCAUUGAUAUUUACUCAUUUUGUGCUUUCAUUCUUCUAUUUUUUCCUUUCUGGAGUAACAAUGGCAGAAGAUCUCUGUUUCUUCAACAAGGACACCCUCAUCAUAAAGCCUCCUAAGAAAUCUCCAAAAUUGUUAAGGAUGACUGUUCUGGUGUUUGCAAUGGUGUGUGGUGUUUACAUCUGCUCAAUCUGUCUAAAACAGAUAAGCAUCCACACCAAGGCUAAGUUUGAAAACUUUUGGGUUGUUGAGAGACCUUCUGAUGAUCAUAGCAUCCAAAUACCACAAAUUUCAACUUUUAUCGGAGACAAGAACUCUUGUUAUGUUAAUGGCUUCAACAUGAAAGAAAUUCCCAAUGUGCAUUAUCCGAAACCUCGAACUUUUAGCAGGGCUGAAUGUGCAAAUAAUCCUGUGAGAUUCUUUGCUAUAGUGUCACUACAGAGAUCAGGAAGUGGAUGGUUUGAGACACUAUUAAAUAGUCAUAUUAAUGUGAGCUCAAAUGGUGAGAUAUUCAAUGUUUAUGAUAGGAGGAAAAAUAUUUCUUCAAUUGUGAAGACGCUAGAUAAAAUUUACAAUUUGGACUGGUUCAGUAGUGCUUCCAAGAAUGAGUGUUCAGCUGCAGUUGGCUUCAAGUGGAUGCUGAAUCAGGGAUUGAUGGAGCACCACAAAGAAAUAGUGGACUACUUCAAAAAUAGAGAUGUUUCUACAAUAUUUCUCUUCCGCAGAAAUCUAUUGCGUAGGAUGGUUUCAGUGCUUGCCAACUCUUAUGAUCGGGAGGCUAGGGUAUUGAAUGGAACACACAAAUCUCAUGUUCAUUCAACAGAUGAGGCUGAUAUGCUUUCAAAAUACAAGCCUACAAUCAAUGCCACAACUUUGAUAACUGAUCUGCAGCAAGUGGAGAAGACAGUUGCCAAGGCUUUAGAGUACUUUAAUAGCACCCGGCACAUUAUCCUGUACUAUGAGGAUCUUAUCAAGAACCGCACUAAAACAGAAGACAUUCUAGAGUUUCUGAAGUUGCCGCAUAUGGACCUAGCAAGCCGUCAGGUUAAAAUACAUAAAGGAGAACUAUCAAUUCACAUUAAGAACUGGGACGAUGUCAACAAGACACUCCAGGGAACCUCGUAUGAGCAUUUCCUCCAGGCUGAUUAUUAAACACCGAGUCGUCUAACUCAUGAAGUGGUGCAAUAACCGACUUUGCUAAUUCUCAUCACAGAAGCUGAUAGGAUUACUUGCCCAUUGAAAAUUUGGCUAUAAUGCUGGCAUGUUGUUUCGGCCUUUGUUUUUUUUUUUUUUUCGUUUUUGCUUCUAUACUAUUUUGCUCAAUAAGUCGUUGACCCCUACUCUUUUCCCUGCUCAACAAGUCGUUGACCACUACACUUUCCCUUGCACAACAAGUCGCUGACCACUACACUUUUCCCUUUUCCUUUUUGUACCAUAGCUGAAUAUAUAUAGAUACAAUGUAUAUUUCAGUUGAUCAUUUUCAAUGAAGAUAAGCAAUUACUGAAA